Messenger RNA from Talaromyces amestolkiae, 567 nucleotides. RefSeq lists its product as uncharacterized. NCBI's taxonomy places the organism in Eukaryota, Fungi, Ascomycota, Eurotiomycetes, Eurotiales, Trichocomaceae. Bases 1 to 567 code for a protein of 188 amino acids. The transcript has a single exon. The record is from RefSeq and is a predicted model, not a curated record.
AUGGACACAGAUAUCCUCGACAAUAUUCUCUCUCUAGAAGAACAAUUCUACAAGGAAGGCUACGACCUGGGUGUCAUCGACGGUGCUCGCGCCGGAUACACGGAAGGAAGCGUCUUUGCAGUUGAAAAGUCAUUUGAGAAGCUACUGCAGCUAGGACGCUUGUAUGGCAGAGCGCUAGUUUGGAAUCAGCGGUUAAUCAACUCAGGUGUGAGCGAGGAAUCGAAGACUCCGAAAGUGGAAGAACGGGAGCAUGCAAUCACCACCGACAUAGUCACCUCGAUGCCGCCUCUCCAUCAAGGCUCACGACUCGCGAAAAACAUACAGACUCUACUCGCACUAGUCGAUCCGGCCACGCUAGUAUUGCAAAACACAGAAGAUGCGGUAUCAGAGAUUGAGGAGAGGCUCAAGGGCGCCGCGUUGAAGGUGAAGUUGAUUCAGAGGGCGUUGGGAGAGACGGCUUUUGGUGAUGGGACCGCGGCGGAUGCCUCUGCGGUUGGGGAGGGCAGGGGCGGAGGAGAUGGGUCGGGGAGUAUCGAGGAUAUUAGUUCAUUGCAUGUGAGGCAUUGA